AUGAGAAACGGAUUCUAUGAGAAGUUGGAGUCGGAGCUUCAAGGUUCAAGAAAUACUUAUUAUGUCGGUGGGCUUAUGGCGUUUGAGCUUACAGAGAGAAAUUCAUCUUAUGCCAUGGCUUUGAUCUGCAAGAAAUUUUCAAAUAGCAGUGAUUUGCCAGUGUUUCCUUACACUAAGAGUUUGUUUCCAUUGCAAACUGAGUUCCAGAAAAAGGAGCCUAAAGAACUUGGUGAAUUGCCCGGAGUGCAGUUUCCAAAUUUGCCAACUUUGAAUAGCUAUUUAAAGCAUUGGGGAACUGAUCCAGUCACUCAAAACAGAACUCUUUACACUUGGAUAAAUGAAGGAGGGACAGUGGGUGGCAAGAGGACAUAUAGAGAACAACACUUAAAUGCUUCUUGUAUUGCACAUAAGCUCUUAACAAGUGAAAAGCCAGUGAUCAAGCCUGGUGACAGGGUUCUCCUAGUCUAUGUUCCUGGCCUAGAUUUCAUUGAUGCCUUCUUUGGAUGUCUAAGAGCAAAAGUUUUACCAGUCCCAGUUCUUCCCCCGGACCCCAUGCAAAGAGGUGGACAAGCACUUCUAAAGAUUGAGAACAUUGCCAAGUCAUGUGGCAUAGUGGCGAUUUUAUCAACAGUGGCUUAUCAUUCAGCAGUACGUGCAGGUUUAGUGAAAAGUUUUAUCUCAUUAACUGGAAAGAUUGGGAAACCCGCAGCUCAGUGGCCUAAACUUCCUUGGCUGCACACUGACACUUGGGUCAAUAAUAACUCAAGAAAUUUGGCUUUGGAAGAUGCAGAUGAUCAAUGUGAAUCCAAGCCUGGUGAUUUAUGUUUCUUGCAGUUUACCUCAGGUUCAACUGGUGAUGCUAAAGGAGUCAUGAUAACACAUGGAGGGCUUAUUCACAAUGUGAAGUUGAUGAAAAGCAUAUACAAGAGCACCUCAAGGACUAUGCUAGUGAGUUGGCUUCCUCAGUAUCAUGACAUGGGGCUGAUUGGAGGACUUUUUACAGCUCUUGUUAGCGGUGGAUCUGCUGUGCUUUUCUCACCGAUAACAUUUAUUAAGAAACCACUCUUGUGGCUUGAAACCAUGAGCAAGUAUCAAGCAACUCACAGUGCUGGCCCCAACUUUGCUUUUGAGUUGGUGGUUCGAAGGUUAGAGUCUGAAAAAGACAAGCUUCAGAAUUUAAACCUUUCAUCCAUGAUUUUUCUCAUGGUUGCCGCUGAGCCAGUGAGACUGAAGACCCUGAAAAGGUUUCUUGAUUUAACUGCUUCUUUUGGCUUAUCUCAGAAGGUGAUGGCUCCUGGAUAUGGCUUAGCAGAAAAUUGUGUGUUUGUCAGUUGUGCAUUUGGUGAAGGGCGUCCUAUUCUUGUUGACUGGCAGGGAAGAGUUUCUUGUGGAUACAUUCACCCAGGUGAUGCAGAUAUUGACAUUAGAAUAGUUGAUCCAGAGAAUGGUGAAGAGCUUCGAGAAGAUGGAAAGGAAGGAGAAAUCUGGAUAAGUAGUCCAAGUGCUGGAAUAGGAUACUGGGGAAAGGAAGAACUGAGUCAGAAAACUUUUAGAAAUGAGCUUCAGAACCAUCCUGGACGAAACUACACAAAAACUGGAGACUUGGGAAGAAUAAUUGAUGGGAAGCUAUUCAUCACCGGGAGAAUCAAGGAUCUUAUCAUUGUGGCUGGAAGAAAUAUCUACUCAGCAGAUGUUGAGAAAACAGUGGAGAGUUCAUCUGAAUUUCUUCGUCCUGGGUGUUGUGCAGUCGUUGGUGUCCCUGAGGAGGUUCUAUCAGCAAAGGGGAUUACCCUGCCGGAUGGAUCUGACCAAGUUGGCUUGGUUGUGGUUGCUGAAGUUAGGGAUGCUAAAGCGGUGAGCAAAGAUGUGAUCGAGCAUAUUCAGACUCGUGUAGCAGAAGAACAUGGAGUCAGUGUUGCUUCUGUCAAGCUGAUCAAGCCAAGAACCAUCAGCAAAACAACAUCAGGAAAAAUCAAGAGAUUUGAAUGUCUCAAACAGUUUGCAGAUGAUACACUGAAUUUGGUGCCUCAACCUAUUCAGACAAGGAGAACACUGUUAAGAUCAUUUACUACAGGAACAUGCACAGAAGGAAGAACACCCCGGGCCCAGCUGGUGAGAAGUAGUAAUCCUCUGCCUAUUCCAAGAAUCAGUAACAAGGAAAUUGUGGAGCACUUGAAAAGGCUUGUUUCUGAGCACUCAGGAAUCCCAGUCAAAGAUAUCUCAGUCACAGAAAACAUGUCUGCAUACGGAAUUGAUUCAAUCGGAGUGGUUAAAGCAACUCAAAAACUCUCAGAUUUCCUGGGUGUGCCAGUUGCAGCUAUAGAUGUCUUCACUGCAUCAUGCAUUCAAGAAUUGGCUAACUUCUCCGAGAAUCUUAUGUUAAAGUCUCAACCUCAACUUAUGAGCAAUUCAUCCCAUGCUCUGGGUUCUGAAAUUGACACCACUGAUAUGAUUGUCGAUGUGUCCAGGUCUCGCCAAUGGGGUAUCCGUUUACUCCAACUCCUAGCACUAAUUUAUAUUUCUGUCAUGCUGUUUUCUCCUGCUUACCUAUCCAUCACUGUUUUUCAAAGUUUCAUACCAAAUGCCAGCGAAUCGGCCAAACUAUGCCCUGACACCCGAAAUAUCCGUCUAUUCAAUGGAUUUUGUCAAGUGGUGGGCGCUGUAUAA
This is a messenger RNA of Vigna radiata var. radiata (mung bean), 2667 nucleotides long. RefSeq names its product long-chain-fatty-acid--AMP ligase FadD28-like. The record is from RefSeq and is a predicted model, not a curated record. Bases 1 to 2667 code for a protein of 888 amino acids. The transcript is spliced from 3 exons. NCBI's taxonomy places the organism in Eukaryota, Viridiplantae, Streptophyta, Magnoliopsida, Fabales, Fabaceae. Gene Ontology annotation, biological process: lipid biosynthetic process.